Messenger RNA from Mesorhabditis belari, 615 nucleotides. The record is from the annotation of a GenBank genome assembly. NCBI's taxonomy places the organism in Eukaryota, Metazoa, Nematoda, Chromadorea, Rhabditida, Rhabditidae.
AUGUGCUUACCGAGGUUUUUGUAUGAUGAGAUCCCGCCAAAUUCCUCAAAUCUAUGGCGCGAGAAUCGAGCAGCAGUGACAAUUCAACGAUCAUACCGAGAUCAUCGACACCGAAAACGACAAGCAGCCGCUAGGAAAAUCCAGAAUUUCAUGCGACAAAGCCGCAUCAAGUUGCGCAAAAUGCACGAGCAAAGCGCCGCCGGGUGUACGAUGGAACAGGGAGUGGAAACGGAGGUUGGAGUGUUGUGUCUGCCGGUCAGCCAAGCAACAACAACAGCGCACAACCCGGUCGUUCCCCAUGUGCCCCCUUUUGACCAUAGAUUCAGCGAGCUUCUCCAAUACGACGAGUGUCUGUCCUCCACCGGUGGCAUCCCUCCAUCAGCCCCUCUAUCAUCAGUCCAUUAUGGGAAUUGUCAAUCUGACGGGUAUGGACAACAAGCACCCACAAUCACAGCGGAUGGCUCAGCAACAGCUCGGAGCCAAUGUCAUCUCGCUCCAGGGGGAUCCUCUGCCUACAUCCAACAACAUAAACCAUCCGUCUACCCACCACCAACAAACGGUUCCCUUGCCACCGAUCCACACUAUCCAACCGAGCAACAACAACAUGCUCAAUGG